ACAGUGCAAUGUGGCACAAUUCCUGGACAGGAUGUCGCAUUGUACUCGUCGGCUGCAAGAGCGCUUGGGCCGGCGGAGAGUACAAACCUAACCGCUUACCGGUUAGGAGCGCUUGGACCGGUUGUCAGGAGAGACAACUGGUUGUGCCUGUCAUGCCGCCUGCGCCUGACAACCAGGUACCACCUGUCGCUGCUUCUGCAGUUCCUGCCCUGCCUCGACUGGUCAUGUCCCCUCCACUUGAAAACCAGGUACCACCUGUCGCUGCUUCUGCAGUUCCUGCCCUGCCUCGACCGGUCAUGUCCCCUCCACUUGAAAACCAGGUACCUCCUGUCGCUGCUCCUGCAGUUCCUGCGCUGCCUCGACCGGUCAUGCUCCCUCUACUUGAAAACCAGGUACCACUUGUCGCUGCUCCUGCAGUUCCUGCCCUGCCUCGACCGGUCAUGCUCCCUCUACUUGAAAACCAGUUCCUGCGCUGCCCUCGACCGGUCAUGUCCCCUCCACUUGAAAACCAGGUAUAA
Molecule: messenger RNA, 518 nt
Organism: Homalodisca vitripennis (glassy-winged sharpshooter)
Lineage: Eukaryota; Metazoa; Arthropoda; Insecta; Hemiptera; Cicadellidae
Product: classical arabinogalactan protein 9-like
Exons: 6
Coding region: 9-518 (169 amino acids)
Source: RefSeq, a predicted model, not a curated record